AUGAGGAACUCUGUCUCCGCCGCCUUUGCCGUCUCCCCCUCCUCUGCUCUCUCCGCCAUAUCCGCCGCGUCCGCCGCGUCCGCCGCUUCCGCCGUCUCCCCCUCCCCGUUCUCUCCGCCGUCUCUCUUCUCCCUUCAACCCCGCGCCACUAACGCCAGUGCCAGGCUUGUUCAGGCGCUUCCGCAGGUGUGUGUGGGGUCGGGGCUGAGGGGGAAUGGUCCUAUGGGGCCUCGUCUCUCUCACAUCCGGUUUUCUUCCGCCCCUCCGUCUCUUGCUCUGCCGCUGCUCUCCCUGCUUGAUUCCCAGCCUCGAUUCGCUCACCUGGAGCAUCUGAAUCUGAAAAUCGCAUCUGCUCCCCUCCCAUCCCUCGGUUCUUACUCCGUUCCUCCCUCUGCCACUCGGUGUUCCGCUCUUUUUCUCACUCUCUCCCCUCUUGAGCCCCCAGCCACGAUUCGCUCACCUGGAGCAUCUCAAUCUGGAGUUCGCCCAGCCAAUCACAGACGCGGAUCUGCUGCUGCUGGAGGGGAAGGUGGGUGCGUGCGUCCCCUCGUGUCUCUCAAUCUCAACGCCUGCCAGCAAGUCACGGACCAAGGGGUCACCACUGCUGCCAAGCUGCUGACUAACCUCCGCUCCUUCUCCCUCUACUGGAACCUCAGGGUGACUGAUUCAGGGGUGAAGCAAGUGGUGCUGCGCUGCUCCUCGUUACAGUCACUCAACCUUAGCGGAUGCAAGAACAUCACCGACUCAUCGCUUCGCUUCAUUAGCACCUCACUUCCGCACCUCAAGUCCCUCAACCUCACUCGUUGUGUGCAAGCGACCGACACGGGUCUCAAGCACAUCACAGCAGGAUGCACCCAGUUGGAGGAGCUGUUGCUUUACGCCCUCUCCAGCUUCACAGACGAGUCUCUGGCAACCAUCGGGCAGCUAUCUCACCUGCGAGUGCUUGACUUGUGUGGCAUGAAGCAUCUGACGGACCAAGGACUGGAGGGCAUCUCACGCUGCUCUAACCUCAUAUCUCUCAACCUCUCCUGGUGUGUGCUUAUAACGGAUCAAGGCCUCAUCAAACUGGCAUCCUCCUGUCAUGAUCUCGAGCUAUUGAGUCUGCACGGCAUAAGGGGGGUCACAGAUGCGGCCAUGUCUGCCCUCUCUGCCUCUUCCCGUACCUCCCUGCAAACAUUGGACGUCAAUGGCAGUGUGGGAAUACAGGGUCGUUCUCACGACCAGCUGAACCUGCUUUUUCCACGGCUCACGUGUUUCACCGUUCAUAAAUAG
This is a messenger RNA of Closterium sp. Naga37s-1, 1272 nucleotides long. The record is from the annotation of a GenBank genome assembly. Lineage: Eukaryota; Viridiplantae; Streptophyta; Zygnematophyceae; Desmidiales; Closteriaceae.